Girardinichthys multiradiatus is the source of this 2469-nucleotide messenger RNA. RefSeq names its product sciellin (gene scel). Gene Ontology annotation, biological process: epidermis development. Bases 194 to 1735 code for a protein of 513 amino acids. Gene Ontology annotation, cellular component: cytoplasm. The transcript has 28 exons. The record is from RefSeq and is a predicted model, not a curated record. Lineage: Eukaryota; Metazoa; Chordata; Actinopteri; Cyprinodontiformes; Goodeidae.
GAAACGUGUUUCUUCGAUUCAUCUGCGAGGCCACUCCCUGGGGUGGCCUCCCUCUGAGGUUAAAAGUAGAAGAAAUGACGAAGGUGCGGCUGUGUCGUGAAGAGUUAUAGACUGGUGUUUGGACCUGAGCUAAACCGACGAUUUUACCUUUAAAAGCCAGUAAUAGAGUCAUCUGCAGAGGUGAAAAUCCAAAAUGAGCUCCUACCCAUCAUCCAAGACCCAGGCGAUCGAAGACAGCAAGAAGAAAACCUCCCGGCUGAAGGACAACAGCUGGAUCAGAAAAACUAAUGAUGAAGACGAGCCUGUUGACCAAGACCCAAACUUUGGCAAAACUGUCUUGGGUAAAGUCAAAACCAGUGAAACUGCUGUGAGUAGUUCAGAACCUCUGCCAGAGAAAGUUGCUCAACCAAGAGGUUCAUCUGUGCAAGCUCUCACACAGAGGUUCAGUGGAAGUAGAGAGGACCUGAAAACCAUGACACCGUCUUACUACUCUAAAAGAAAUUCCAGUGGGAAGACAGAAACAUCCAGCACUACUAAAACCACAACAGUGACCCAUGGAGGGACAACUGAGAUGACCACCACCACCACCACCCAGAGUGUCAAGUCUCCUGUGACCAAAUCAGCCACUAAAACUGAUACAUUCAUGGACCGCGUCAAAUCCUCAAGCCAAGGACCACAGUAUGUAAACUACUCCCCAACCAAGACAACAAAACCAACUAUUACCAGCACUAAAGAUGUGGACAACAAGCUGAACAACUCACCUACCCCCUCCUCUGUGAAGGAUGAUUCCUCAACUACAAAUAGCAAAACAACUGUGACCACAACUGAGACUGUGACGGUGAAAGAUAGCAGUGAUGCAAAGUCUAAGGACAAGCUGUAUGACCUUCUCCUGCCUGAUGCCAUCACAUCUCCUGUCAGCACAAGCACCAUAAAGUCAAAGACCAUUAUUGUGGAGAGCAGCAAAGAUUCUCAGAAUCAACUCAAUGACUCACUGAUUCCCAAUUCAACCAAAGACAUGCACAAAGACAGGGAAACUGUGUCCAGCAGUGAGACUGUGACGGUGAAGAGCUCCUACAAUGUAGAUAACUCCAAACAGACAACAACCACAACAACAAAUACCUCCUCAACGCCUGUGGAUGACCUGUAUGACUCCCUCCUGCCUAAAUCCAUCACAUCUCCUGUCAGUUCAAGCACCACGGUGAAGGAGACUAUUAAAGUCAGCAGCAGAAAAGAGGAAGAAAGCCCACCAACACCAUCCACCACACGCAGCCUCAGCUACAGCUCAUACCCUGAUGAUACUUCUUACACUCACAGCAGCUCAUACAGCAGCGAAUAUAAAACCUAUUCCUACUCCAAACCAGACUCCAGUUAUGAGUACAGCAGCCUCAAGAGCCCCUCUCUCUACACCUCCACAUCAUACAAGAGUAGCAGCUUGUCAGAUGACAUUCUGUCAGAUCCAAUCUACUCCAAAUCUUCUACGAAGAGUGUUUAUAAGUCCCCUGAUAGGCCUGUGCUCGAGAAGGACCUGUGUACCUCCUGCCGUAAGCCCUUCACUGGUGAUGCCAAGAUGGUCCUGGACGACAUAAAGAUCAGAUGCCAUGCUACCUGCUUUAAAUGUGAUGUCUGCAACGGCUCUCUGAGUAAUCUGAAAGCUGGGGACAGCAUGUGGAUCUACAAACGCAUGGUGCACUGUGAGAACUGCUUCGAGAUCACCAGAGAUAAAUGGCGCCGCUGAACCUCCUCAUAGAUUAAGCAGAUUAUUACAUUUUGAUUGCAUGGGUGACGUGGGUGAUACUAAGACAUCUUUGAGUGGGUGCUCACAGUUGCAUCAUGUAAAUUAAAUUUUUAUGUGGGCACACAUGGUAGGAAAUUUACUAAUACAACUGUAUUUUAAUGCUGCUGUCUCUACCUCUACGCUGUAUAUCUGUUUCACUUUAAUGUGUAACUUUUUGUGGGACUGUUGUGAGUAAUAUGACAGGAUAUUUUACAAUAUUGAGGGCUGGGGGCUUUUUCUUUGUGCAAUAGGGGCAAAUAAAAACAUCUUUAUUUGCAUUUUUUGUCAAAGGUCCCUGUUCUUUAGGUCUAUGUUUACUGCUAAGUUAUUAUGCAAUAAUACAGAACCCCAAAAUGUAUUUUAAGGAAAAGAUUGUUCUUAAAUAGGAUUUAUAAUGAUUUAGUAAGAAACAGAAUAUCUUUAGUAUUGUUUUAAUUGAAGACAAUGUUGUUUAAUUGGAUGCUGAAAUCACAAGAAAAAGUUUAAGCUGUCUUUGUUGAGGGGAAUUUUAGAAUAUCUGUUUGCAUUUCUUUGCCUUUUUUUUAAAUCUGUAAUUGAGUAAAUAAAGCUGCAGUAAUGUGUGUUAAAUGUCUUUUCAAAUCUGUCAUACUAUAAACAGUCAAUUUUGUUUUUGUAACUUUGAAUUGCAAUGGAAUAUAUUAAGCUUUAUAACAAUAAACUGCAUUUGAUCAGCA